Sinocyclocheilus rhinocerous is the source of this 2282-nucleotide messenger RNA. RefSeq names its product crooked neck-like protein 1. Gene Ontology annotation, biological process: mRNA splicing, via spliceosome; spliceosomal complex assembly. The transcript has 12 exons. Gene Ontology annotation, cellular component: U2-type catalytic step 2 spliceosome; Prp19 complex; post-mRNA release spliceosomal complex. The coding region runs from base 140 to 2041 and encodes 633 amino acids. NCBI's taxonomy places the organism in Eukaryota, Metazoa, Chordata, Actinopteri, Cypriniformes, Cyprinidae. The record is from RefSeq and is a predicted model, not a curated record. Gene Ontology annotation, molecular function: protein binding.
UUACCGUGCGUCACGUUAAACGCGACGCGCGAUACAAGGCAUUGAAACGUCGCUAAAGUUUUAGCGGCGUAUCGAAGUUUAAAAACGUAAAGAAAUACGCAAAGUUGCCUUAUAAUAAAGUGACAGGAGCGUAAUAAUCAUGGCGUCCACAGCGGCGGGUAAACAGAGAAUCCCGAAAGUGGCAAAGGUGAAGAACAAAGCCCCAGCAGAGGUGCAGAUCACCGCAGAGCAGCUGCUCAGAGAGGCGAAGGAGAGAGAACUAGAGCUGCUGCCUCCGCCACCGAAACAGAAGAUCACUGAUGCAGAAGAGCUCAACGACUAUAAACUGAAGAAGAGGAAGGGGUUUGAAGACAACAUCAGGAAGAACAGAACUGUCAUCAGCAACUGGAUCAAGUACGCACAAUGGGAGGAGAGCCUGAAGGAAGUCCAGAGAGCUCGCUCUAUAUACGAGCGUGCGCUCGACGUGGAUCACCGCAACAUCACGCUGUGGCUGAAGUAUGCAGAGAUGGAGAUGAAGAACCGGCAGGUGAAUCACGCUCGCAACAUCUGGGACCGAGCCAUCACCAUCCUUCCCCGUGUCAAUCAGUUCUGGUACAAGUACACCUAUAUGGAGGAGAUGCUGGGGAACAUUGCUGGCUGCAGGCAGGUGUUUGAGCGCUGGAUGGAGUGGGAGCCAGAGGAACAGGCCUGGCAUUCGUACAUCAACUUUGAGCUGCGCUAUAAGGAAGUGGACAAGUCCCGCAGCAUCUAUGAGAACUAUGCAAGCCCACACAAUUAUGAUGCAUGGUUUGAUUACCUGCGGCUGGUGGAGAGUGACACCGAUGCAGACACGGUUAGAGAAGUGUACGAGAGAGCCAUAGCCAACAUACCCCCCAUCCAAGAAAAGAGACACUGGAGACGCUACAUCUACCUGUGGAUUAACUACGCUCUCUAUGAGGAGCUGGAGGUCAAGGACCCUGAGAGAACGAGGCAGGUGUAUCAAGCGUGUCUGGAGCUUAUACCACACAAAAAGUUUACAUUUGCCAAGAUUUGGCUCUUAUACGGACAAUUUGAAAUCCGACAAAAAAACCUCCAGAAUGCUAGACGAGGCCUGGGCACAGCCAUCGGAAAGUGUCCCAAAAACAAACUGUUUAAAGGCUACAUCGAGCUGGAGCUACAGCUGAGGGAGUUUGACCGAUGCAGGAAGCUCUACGAGAAGUAUCUGGAGUUCAGUCCAGAAAACUGCACCACCUGGAUCAAGUUUGCCGAGCUGGAGGCCAUCCUGGGAGACACAGACCGGGCCAGAGCCAUAUUUGAACUGGCCAUUGGACAACCACGACUCGACAUGCCAGAGGUGCUGUGGAAGUCAUACAUCGACUUUGAGAUCGAGCAAGAAGAAUACGACAACACACGAGGACUUUAUAAGAGACUGUUACAGCGUACUCAACAUGUCAAAGUCUGGAUCAGCUAUGGCCAGUUUGAGCUGUCCAUCGACAGUGACGACCGCAUACAGCGUUGCAGACAGAUCUACGAGGAGGCCAAUAAGAGUAUGCAGAGCUGUGAGGAGAAGGAGGAACGUCUGAUGCUCCUGGAGUCCUGGAGAGACUUUGAGGACGAGUUUGGAUCGUUCGCCAACAAGGAGAGAGUCCGGAAACUCCUGCCGGAGAAGGUGAAGAAGAGGAGGAAGAUCACAGCAGAGGACGGGUCGGAUGCAGGUUGGGAAGAAUAUUACGACUACAUCUUCCCCGAGGACGCUGCCAACCAGCCCAACCUCAAACUGCUGGCCAUGGCCAAGAUGUGGAAGAAACAGCAGCAGGAUGAGGAUGAGGAAGAGCAGGAAGAAGAAGAAGAAGGACAGCAGGUUCCUCAAGGGAAGGAAGCACAGGAGAGCCCAGAACCAGAGGAGCAGGGACCUGCAGCCCAAAGAGAACAGCCUGAAAACGAGUACGACGAUCGCGACGAUGACGAAGAGAGCAGCAGCAGUAGUGACAGCGAGAGCGAUGGUGGUGACCGCCAAGAUGACAAGACGGAACAAACAAAAGCGGACACAGAAAAUCACUGACCUGGUGUGGUGGAACUUAACACGUUAUUUGUCUCCAUUUCUUUCUGCCUGUCUCUUUUCUUUUGUAACAAAAUAAAGGUGUGACCCAAAUGUGCCAAUCACUUACUGUUAUUCAAUAUGGCGGCCCCCAAACAGAUCGUCGCUUACAUUGUAGUUGAAGAAUCAGAGGGAAUCAUAUUGCAAAUGUUUGCACAGUUGUCAUGUUAUUAAUGAUGAUUGAGCAAACAGAGAGUUUUCUGAU